ACCUCGGGCGCGGAGGAAAGAGCGCUGAGAGCCCAAGCGACUCAACGGCAGACAGAUAGAGAGCUGUUAGACAACAUAGUGCGAUAGAAUCUCUAAAGAGCUUACAGUUUAAAACAACAACAAAGAACUGAACUGAAAAUAACAACAACAAUAAUAACAGUUUGGUAUGAAAAGGGUUCAUGAUACAAUUCAAAUAUUUUUUUUUUGAUUGAAUUGUGUGUUGUGAUUAGAAGGACACCCUGAGUCAUCUGUUUUUUAAUUGGAAAAAGUGGAUUUUCUUACCUUUUUGGACAAACACACACACACAGUGAGGAGGGUCAGCCAGAGAGAGAGAGAGAGACAGAGAGAAAGAAGAGGCAACCCAGCAUCUUCACUGUUCUCGUCCCAGCGGGGCUACCUGCUGAUCUGUCAGUGCAAGCCACACACACUCCACUGAGAGACACAGAGAAAGCGAGAGAUGGCUGCAGCCAAGACGGAGCUCCUUCCUGCUCUGCAGAUCUCAGACCACCUGAGCUUCCCUCACUCCCCCAUGGAUAACUACCCCAAGCUGGAGGAGAUGAUCAUGCUCAACUCUGCGGGGAUCCUGAACGCCUCCGCACCCGAGGGCACCGGCUUUGGCUCCGGGGAACCCGGCGAUCAGUACGACCACCUGACUGGAGAUACUCUUCCUGAAAUUGCACUGAGCUGUGAGAAAACCCUGGCUGAUCAGGGUUAUGCCCAUCAGCGGCUGCCCCCCAUCUCCUACACAGGGCGCUUCACCCUCGAACCUGCCAACUGUAGCAACAGCCUGUGGGCGGAGCCUCUGUUCAGCCUGGUCAGCGGAUUGGUUGGUGUCAACCCACCCGCCACUUCCAUCACAUCUUCUUCAACCGCCCAAGUCACUCCCUCCUCCUCACCUGCCUCAACUUCAAGCUCGUCCUCUUCCUCCUCUUCUUCAACAUCUUCCGCGUCAACAUCCAGCAUCAGCCUGAGCUGCUCAGUGCACCAGAGUGAGCCCAACCCCAUUUAUUCAGCCGCUCCAACCUACUCCAGUGCCAGCCCUGACAUCUUCCCUGAACCUACUGCCAACUUCCCAUCAGCAGUGGGAAGCAACCUGCCAUACCCACCCCCGGCUUAUCCCAGCAGCAAAGCAUGCGGUGCCAGCUUCCCUGUUCCCAUGAUCCCUGACUACCUGUUUCCCCAGCAGCAGAGUGAGAUUGGCCUGUCUCAGACUGAUCAGAAGCCCUUUCAGACACAGCAGCCUUCACUUACACCGCUUUCUACCAUCAAGGCCUUCGCCACACAGACAGGCUCUCAGGAGCUGAAGAGCGUCUACCAGGCGCAGCUCAUUAAGCCCAGCCGUGUGCGCAAGUACCCUAACCGGCCAAGUAAGACACCACCACAUGAGCGUCCCUAUGCCUGCCCCGUGGAAACCUGCGAGCGGCGCUUCUCUCGGUCCGAUGAGCUCACACGCCACAUCCGCAUUCAUACGGGCCAGAAACCUUUCCAGUGCCGCAUCUGCAUGCGCAACUUCAGCCGCAGCGACCACCUCACCACUCACAUCCGCACACACACCGGUGAAAAGCCCUUCGCCUGUGACAUUUGCGGCCGCAAGUUUGCACGCAGUGACGAGCGCAAGCGUCACACUAAGAUCCACCUGCGGCAGAAGGACAAGAAGGCUGACAAAGCCAGCUCGGUCUCCACCACCAUCCAGAACUCCAUCACCUCUGUCUCUAUUUCAGUUCCUUCACCAGUGUCAAGCUACCCAUCUCCUAUUCCCUCUUACCCUUCUCCAGUGUCAUCCUUUCCUUCUCCGGUAGCUUCCUGCUACUCCUCUCCUGUGCAUACGUCCUACCCGUCUCCCUCCAUUGCUACCACUUACCCGUCACCUUCCACCACCUUCCAGACCCCCGUGGCCACCUCAUUCCCCAACUCUGUGGUCAGCAACAUCUACAACUCUCCGGUAACAACCCCGCUGACCGAUAUGCAGGCAUCUCUUUCUCCACGGACAGCUGAAAUCUGCUGAGACUGUCCACCCUGUCCUCACAUUUGCAUCCAUCUGAGAGGGUGAGAAAAUGUUAACGGACUUGUUAAUCUUUUAAUUUUCCUCUCUGCAAAAGCACUUUUCUAGCCACAUUUUCAGUUCAAUAUUCAAACGGUCAAGGACUCAAAGACAUUUGAAAAGACUAAAGGACAUUUAUUUUCUUUUAUUUGCUUGCCUGAAACGAGGCUUUCAUGACUUUUAAGGAUGACAAAGUGACUCAAUGGGCUUCGGCAAGUUUCUUGGUUUUCCUUUGAGUGUACAAACAUAAAUGAGGAAAAGGACCUUAUUGUUGUAAACUUAUGCCUGCAGGUUUCAAGCUCAAAUGUCUUCAAUAGAAAUUUACAAACAGACAUUAAAUAAUAUACAUAAGCUACAGUAUAUGUAUAUUGUACACGUGCCAUGUUUGAAAUUUUUUUGUUUGUUUGUUUUUAUUUUUUAGUAUCAUUGUUGUGAAAAUUGAUUUGAAUAUUUUCCUUGUAUUAUCCUAAAUUGAGCAGGGCCAUAUUUUAUACAUUCUGUAGUACGUAGUGAAAAUGCUGUGAUAAGUUUUUUUGACUCUGUUCGGAUAAAGAGCACUUACGUAUCCUGG
Clarias gariepinus (North African catfish) is the source of this 2612-nucleotide messenger RNA. RefSeq names its product early growth response 1 (gene egr1). Gene Ontology annotation, molecular function: DNA-binding transcription factor activity, RNA polymerase II-specific; RNA polymerase II cis-regulatory region sequence-specific DNA binding. The transcript has 2 exons. Gene Ontology annotation, biological process: regulation of transcription by RNA polymerase II. NCBI's taxonomy places the organism in Eukaryota, Metazoa, Chordata, Actinopteri, Siluriformes, Clariidae. Bases 458 to 2005 code for a protein of 515 amino acids. The record is from RefSeq and is a predicted model, not a curated record.